AUGGUUAAAGACAAGGAUGGCGACACGGUCGCAACAUUUAAUGGGAAAUGGGUAUCCUACGCACAUACCGUCAUGGCAUACUGUGCAUUCGUUGGAGCCUUGAUUGUGGGAAUAAAGCUGCACUACCACAAAAUUGUACAAAAUGAACACUAUGGCUAUCCUGACGAAUGGUUCCCGUCUGUAUCUGCGACAAUAGGCGACAAGUACCCAGAACGCUCAGUGUUCAUGCUGUUUAUAGCGCUCACCUCGGGUCCUCGCUUCGCAUUGGUCGGCCUAUGGUACAUCCUGACCCGCCGACCGAACUCUUCGCUUCCCAAAUUCAUCGCCGGUGUUGGCAUCUUCCGAACAUUGACCUGUGGAGGGUGGACAUACGUGACAUCGACCGAUGAUCAUGACUGGCACGACAUCUUCAUGAUCUCAUACCUUGUGGCGACACUCCCGUGGACUCUGGGCUGCCUUGCUUUGAGCCCAAAGAACCCAACUGCGCUGAAGUUCCGCAAAGUGUUUGCAGGUUCCUUCUUUGCUACCCUAGUGCCAUUGAUCUACUUCUUCAUUCAACACAAGGUACAUCGCGUUGCUGGAGCUUAUACCACCUAUGCAUUCUUUGAGUGGGCACUGGUUCUGCUCGACGUCGCAUUCGAUGCUGUAACCAUGAUCGAGUUUGAACAUCUCGAAGUGGUAAUAAAAGAUGUCCGAGGUGUAUCUCGUGUUGCUGGUAACAAGACAACUGUCGAUGCUGUCUUGGAGAAGCAGAAAGACAGCCAAAUUGGAGCUACUUUUUCUGGCAAUUUCUCCUGGGUUGGCCUCAUCCAUGCCGCAGCAGACGUCUACAAUGGAUUCGUUUUCUGGUCCAUGUUGACUUCUCUUGGUGUCUGCGUUUGGUACUUCCCAUUAUGGCACAUGGGCAUCUCAGGCUAUGAGGCUCUGGUUAUGUGUACCGUUUCCCCGUUCUUUCUCGGCAUUAAACCGCUUCGUUACAUCGUCGUCCGCUACGUCUGGGUUUUCCAUCUGCUCUCCCUGUCGGGUCUUCUGGCUUUCCUGGCUAAAACACCAGUCAACCGUCUUUUCGCGGUCGGCUUUGGUCUCUCCAUGGCAUGCAUUGCCUGGACGGCGACUUUAUUUGCAGAGCGAUCACAGCCUCACCGUCUUGAGGCACGCAUCACGGCCUUUUCCUUGGGUCUGCUUGCUUCUAGUGUUGCCAAGUUUGCUUUCUGGACGAACAACCCAAUAUGGCCCAUUAUGCACGAGGAAAAUGGUGGGUGGAACAAGACUGGUUUAGCUGUCGCCUUGCUUGCGAUGCUCAUUUCGACAACGAAGACUGCAAGCUCGGGAGCAGAUAUCCCUGCGCAGGGACCGACCAAAGGAUCAUCUGUCUUCGCUAGCUUCGGUAUCGCCGGUCUAUUCUUCGCUAUGCAUUCAUUACUCUCCGACUCGAGCACCAUGAUCUCCUGGGUCUGGGAGGGCUAUCCGGUUCGCGGCCCCCAGGCGGUUCCCCACGGUACUUGGACUUUGCUCGCCAUGGGUGUUGGUCUCAUCAUCGGCCUCUUCGCACCCAGUUUCUCACGUUCGUGGGCGUUCUAUGGCAUUGGCUCGAUCGGCGCUGCUGUUGUGACAACCUCGAGCCACUGGACGGGCUUCUACGGCGGACUUGUACUAGCUGUAUACACCAUGGCUGUUGCUCCCGUACUCAUUGGCCAUGCAGCCCGUCAUUCUCCCGCUCGUACUUUCGGUCUUGGCUUCCUAGUCUACAACUUCAUGGUCCUCUUUCACGUCUGGGUUGUCGCCUACGCCUUUGUCCCCGGAGGUCCACUCGUCCGCGAGCACACCGACUGGGUAAUGACAAGCAUGAUGCUCCAAAUUGGCGCAGGAAUCUUCAGCGUCUCAGCUCAGCCUCCGGCUACCAAGUCGUACAAGGGCAAAGCCGUCAUCACGGCCGCCGCCAGUCGCCAGCGCUCCUACUACCUCUACAUUCUCGGUGCUCUGGAACUUGUUGGCAUCGCUAUUGCAUACCUUCGUUUCCCGUCUUACAACUACACGCCCUACCACCCAGAAACCAAAUCCAUCACCGCAGGCAUCUGGACCAUCCACUUCUCCCUCGACAACGACAUGUGGUCCUCGGAAUACCGUAUGCGCGACCUGAUCAAGGAGAUGGAAGUCGACGUCAUCGGCCUGCUGGAAAGCGAUCUACAGCGCAUCAUCAUGGGCAAUCGCGACACGACACAAUUCCUCGCCGAAGACCUAGGCAUGUACGUUGAUUUCGGCCCCGGCCCGAACAAACACACAUGGGGCUCUGCACUUCUCUCCAAAUUCCCCAUUGUCAACUCAACACACCACCUACUGCCUUCUCCCGUGGGUGAACUGGCCCCGGCCAUCGAAGCCACUAUCGAUGCCUACGGGGAAAUGGUAGACAUUUUCGUCUUCCACUCUGGUCAAGAAGAAGACCCGGAGGACAGAAGACUGCAAAGCGAAUAUCUCGCCGCUCGUAUGAAAGCCACGCCCCGCCCCGCCAUCCUCCUCUCCUACCUCGUCAUCAAGCCCGGCGAGGGCAACUACAACACGUAUGUUGGUGAGAAGAGCGGGAUGAAGGACAUUGAUCCCACGGAUUGGGACCGCUGGUGCGAAUACAUUUUGUACAAGGGUUUGAAGCGCACGGGGUAUGCGAGGGUGAGUAGGCAUACGAUUACGGAUACGGAGUUGCAGGUGGGCAAGUUUGUGGUCGGGGAGCCGGAGAAUGGGGCGGAGAUGGUGGAGGAGGCGAAGGUGCCAGAGGGAUUGAGGUUUCCGGCCAUGUUUAAGGGAGAGGGGGUUAGGGGGCAUCAGUAUCAUGUUUUCAAUGAGCCGAGGUAUUAUGCGUGA
Molecule: messenger RNA, 2856 nt
Organism: Plenodomus lingam JN3
Lineage: Eukaryota; Fungi; Ascomycota; Dothideomycetes; Pleosporales; Leptosphaeriaceae
Biological process (GO): GPI anchor biosynthetic process; fungal-type cell wall organization
Cellular component (GO): endoplasmic reticulum
Source: RefSeq, a predicted model, not a curated record